This is a messenger RNA of Sycon ciliatum, 687 nucleotides long. RefSeq lists its product as uncharacterized. The record is from RefSeq and is a predicted model, not a curated record. NCBI's taxonomy places the organism in Eukaryota, Metazoa, Porifera, Calcarea, Leucosolenida, Sycettidae. Bases 1 to 687 code for a protein of 228 amino acids. The transcript has a single exon.
AUGCACAUUGUCUUUCCUGGUAGAGACGCUGGACCCCGGGUCACAGUCCUCUGUCGCAGCCAAGCUCUGCCGACAGUCACCAGCGCGAAGUACCUUGGCGUCAUCAUUGACGAGGGGCUGAACUUUCAGCAACACCUGAAAGCCAUUACAGCAAAGGUGUCCCGCAAAGUAGGUGCCCUCUGGCGGACUCGGAGAUGCUUGAGCCUGGCGGCCCGAGUCACCUACUUGAAGUCCGUGGUGAUGCCGGAUCUGACCUACGCAUCAAGUUGUUUCUUGUUCUGUCUAACUGCCCAGCAAGCAACGGAUCUCCAGACGCUGGAGAACAAAGCGGUUCGCGCAGUUUUUGGCGCUCGGCCAUACGACUCUGCUCAACCUCUGCUCCAACGGGUGGAACUCUACCGAAUCUCAGAGUUGCACAAGCAAAAGGCGCUAUUGCUCACCUGGCGAUGCAUCCACGGCAUUGCGGGGAACCGGCUCUGUGGACUGAUUUCAAGGUCACCAGAUCGGCGUACCCGCUUGCAGAAGGACAUCGGAGCGCACAUACCACCCGCCGCAAGCCGCGCUGGUCAGGCAAGGUUCUCUGUUGCCGCUCCCAAGCUGUGGAACGCACUACCCAGCGACAUCCGCACCAUCCCCCAACGCAGUGUGUUCAAGAUGUCAGUCAUCCCACAUACGCUCGCUCCUUGA